AUGGCUCAAAAACGUGGAUUUAGUGCGAUUCAGGUUGAAAAACUGGAAUUAGAGCCUUCAGUGGCUGUGGGGGCCUUCUUCAAAGGAAUCCAGGUACCUAAGAAAACGAAAUUUGAGCUUUACCAUGCCAAAAAUGAGUCUGACAGUUUUCUUAUUCAUGGGGAAAACGAACGGGUUGAAUACGCGGGUAGUACCGAUUCAAACUCUAGCGAAAGCAGCCAGUAUCUGGUGGGUAUCUAUGAUCCAUCUAAGAGAUCGAUCCAAUUGCAUAAAGCACCCGUUCUGUCUACCAAAGUGGCACCAAAAGCGACCAAAGAUUUGUCGGGGCCAGACAUCAAACAAACAGAUCUACGUGCUGGCGCCUUGAGAAAUGCUCUUGGAGAAGCGUUCGGUACCAAAAAGGCUAAGAAGGCCAUUGCAGACAUAGAACGCAACAGAAUCGACCCAGACAAGCUGGUAGAUUCCGCCGUUGACAUCGUGGACUCUGUAAAAACAGCAUCGAAAGACUUGCCCUCGAGAGAAGAGCUCCAGCAAGUGUCCUCGCAGGAUAGGACUACACCCGAAGCAAACGUGGAUGCCACAGACGUGGAACAAAUUUAUCCAAUCCACAAUAUAAUACCCAAGAGAGAAUGGCAGCAUAUUCGCGUUGGAGCGGUACUUAAGGAAACGGACGAAGUUGCAAGACUCGAACUUUUCCCAUACACCAAAUCUCCUUACGUUGCUAAGAAGCUAGCAACACUAACACAGGCCCAGCAGAUGACCAAAUUGCAGCUUCUGUAUUACCUUUCAUUGCUUCUGGGAGUUUUUGAGAAUAAGCGAGUUAGCGACAAAGCCAAACUAUUAGAAAAUUUGAAUGCACCACCCGAGCUGCUAGUUGACGGCAUUCUAGAGAGAUUCACAAUCAGCAGAACCGGUCAAUAUGGGCGUUCCAGGGAUCGCGGUUUCUUUAUCGACCCUCAGAGAGAGGAUAAACUAUUGUGCUACAUUCUGGCCAUCAUUUUGCAUUUGGACAAUUUUAUCGUCGAAAUCUCUCCUUUGGCACAAGAGUUAGGUCUGAAACCAUCGAAGAUUGUCAAUCUGUUCAAAAACCUUGGUGCAAUUGUUAAAGGUGCUACUGUUUCCCAAGCAGAAGCAUUUGGCAUACCAAAAAGCGCUGCUUCCACUUACAAGAUAGCUACGAUGAAAGUCCCAUUCAAACUCCCAGAAACUGGCAGAAGAGUUAGACGUGGUGGCCGUUAG
Messenger RNA from Lachancea sp. 'fantastica', 1239 nucleotides. The record is from the annotation of a GenBank genome assembly. NCBI's taxonomy places the organism in Eukaryota, Fungi, Ascomycota, Saccharomycetes, Saccharomycetales, Saccharomycetaceae.